Messenger RNA from Marchantia polymorpha subsp. ruderalis, 3378 nucleotides. The record is from the annotation of a GenBank genome assembly. NCBI's taxonomy places the organism in Eukaryota, Viridiplantae, Streptophyta, Marchantiopsida, Marchantiales, Marchantiaceae.
AAAACAGUUCUCGUUUGCGUCGCCGAUGUGAAAAGGAGCUCAUCUGCGAAGGUAAAAUUCAGACGUGACGGAAGAAUGUUGCAAGGCUAUGGGAGUUUUUCAAUACAUGCAGAGCCCGUCGUUUUUGUCGCUUAUCCGGGUCUUGAUUGGUCUGAAAAGUGUUCACUUCGAGUACCAGAUCGCAAUCAAAGAUUCGUAAUUACCACACGGAAAAGGAGACAAAGCGAAGCACACUUUUCUACAUCGUAUGCUUAAGGUUCAUAUUUCAGUGUGACCGUGAUCCUUUAGGAAAUUAGAAGAAUGACAUUGUGGCAUGGGACCAAAUGCAAUGGCAAGAAGCACCAAAACAGACAAGAAAACGAAGGGAUAUCGAAAAGAUCUCAAUGUCAGGUGUCGCUGAUUUGGUUGUGAAAGUCCUCAGAUCUGCGCUGUUUUCCUUAAUUUUAUGAUUACAAGGACAGCUGCAGGUUUCCAAGAUCCAAGCGACAUGACCUUUUUGACCUGCAUACGACCUAGUAACGCAGGGCUUGCCUUGAAUGUCGGAUGUUUGCCAUAGACUUAUUUUAUUUGAAAAUUCCUUGUUUCGCGUUUGCAUUAUUUGAAAAUUUUGCAUAAGAAGAUCAAUGUAUUUCAUAGUAAUGAGGUGAAGGGGUGGGCUCAGUGUCAACCAUGUUAUAAAGGCUUAAAUUUUUCUAUGUGUGCACGAAAAUUCAGGGGGUUCUGGGCAGAUUGCAAUCAUCAUCUUCUUCAUGAUUUCUCACCAAGAUAGUGAUAACGUUGUGAGCUAUAAAGUUAACAGAUAUGAGCCGAAGAUGUUCUCACGCUAGUCAUCGUACUCGAAGAAGAAUUGUCCUCACAAACCAUAAAUGAUAAAUGUUAAAAAAAUUCGAACCUUUGGCAAUACGGUCAAGAUACCGGACCUCGUAAUACCGUAAAUCCUUGUCCUUGGCUACAGUAGCUAGGAAAAUCCCACAACCUCGGAUCCCAGUACAAGAACUAGAGAGUACCGAGCAAUCCAGUUGCCUUCACCGGUUUGGCCAGCAGAUGACCGGCUUCUUACCAUGUGGCAGCGUGAGUCAAUUCAACAGUCCGGGGCUGCCUAAGUAUGUCUUGUGUGCUCUCAUGAUGCUCCUACAUGCUUCGUCGUGUGUCGUGCUCUGCUUUGCUCUCGGCGGAAGUUUUCCAUUCAAGAACACAGACGGAAGAUUUCAUGCCCUGUUCGGUUCAAAGAUGCAGUCUUGAUAUCGUGUCGAUCACGUCCCAUUGGAUCCUGCAUUUUCGUGAAGGGAAACGAACGGAGCGGAGAGGGAAAAGACUUACGCGUUCGUGAGCACAUGAGAAUUUGGCCUUGAUCUUACUUGUACAUACAAUUUUUUCUGGACAUUGGUGGAUCGUGUCCGGUGCCGCGAGUCAUAAUGAUUUCUCGGCAAAGUAGCAGAGCGGGAGGGCCACAGAGCCCUCCUGCAGACCAGCCAUUUUUGUCUAUUUCUGUCACAGAUCCUGUGAAGUUGGGAAAUGGAGUGCAGUCCUACAUUUCGUAUCGAGUGAGCACCAAGACCAACAUGCAAGAGUAUCGGGGAUCGGAAAAAAUCGUGAUUCGAAGGUACAGUGAUUUUGUUUGGCUACAUGAUCGGUUGGUGGAGAAGCACAAAGGGCUCUUCAUACCUCCGCUUCCAGAAAAGAGUGCCGUUGAAAAGUUUCGCUUUAGUGCGGAAUUUAUCGAGGUCCGGCGUCGUGCUCUUGACGUUUUUUUAAAUAGGAUCGCUUCUCACCCGCAACUGCGAUCAAGUGAGGAUCUCAAAAAUUUUCUUCAAGCUGAUGAGGAGGUUUGGGCCAUGGAGAAAGCGAGAUUGCUUGAAGGGAGUAUUUUCAAGAAGAAGCCUACCGAUCUCAUGCAAAUGUUCAAGGAAGUACAAACAAAGGUAACUGAUGUUGUUUUAGGAAAAGACAAACCCCUUGAAGAGUCUGAUCCACAGUAUGAGAAGAUGAAACACUAUGUGGACGAUUUGGAGGAUCACUUAUCAGAAGCGCAGAAGCAGUCUUUCCGUUUGGUCAAGAGACAGAGAGAAUUGGGGCAGGGCCUGGCAGAUUUUGGCAAGGCUGUCAAAGCUCUAGGUGAUUGUGAGGGUGGAUCAUUGGGAAAAGCGUUUUCUGAAUUGGGAGGUCAAUCCGAUCUUCUUUCGGUCAAACUACAGCUGCAGGCCCAAGACUUGCUUAUGAACUUUGAGGAACCAAUCAAGGAAUAUGUGAGAAUUAUACAAUCAAUCAAGGCCGUCAUGGUUGACAGGGCUCAAGCUUAUCGCUUGCAAAAGGAUCUUUCGGAGGCAUGCAAACUCAAAGAAUUGAACUUAGAGAAAAUGAGACUUGUGCGACCCGACAAAGUGGGUGAAUCAGAGGUGGACGUGAGAGAAAUGAAAGUUCAAAGUGAAGAAGCCAGAGCAAGGUUUCAACAAAUAGUCAGAUUGAUGGAUCAAGAGAUGGAGCGUUUUCAAGAGGAGAAGACCAAGGACCUUGGAGCUAUUCUCCAAGAUUUUGCUAGAACACAAGCUCAAUUAGCUGCUGAUACUGCGGAUGCAUGGCGCUCUCUCCUUCCUGAGCUAGACAAGUGCACGCAAGAAGACAUGCAAACUCUAAAUUCUUCUCCCUGAUGUAGGUUCAUUUCGUAGACGUUAUCCCGCUCGCUCAUGAGUCUUGAACUCCUGAACUUUCAGCGGAACGAGUGUGGCGGAUCGACUUAUUCUCUUCUUGAUCAGGAUACGCUUUCUUCUUUAGAUUGAAAAAGCUCAAAGUUGAUGUACAGGUUGCUUUUAGCACAUCCUACUAGAGGAUAUGGGUUCAGAGUUAAGCAGUUUUAGUGUUCAGAAACAUCGCAUAGUUCUUUGCAAUUCCUUAUGUGAGAUUUGAAUAAGGACUCAAGCAAUGGGCCGUUUCGUUUGAUAUAGUCAACUUGUCACGAAAGAAAUAGUGAAUACGAGAUAAAGCUUGUUCUCAGUUUCGACCCACCAGCUUCAUCCAUUCAUGACAAUGUACCGUUGUAUUCUCUACUCCUUUCUUUUGCUCUGAGAGUUAGCCUCUGUAGUUUUCGUUCUACGUCAGGUUCUUAGUUUAGUUACAAUUAUUUUCUAAGAUCUGUUAAUGGGACAUCGGUGUUGGGAUGAGAAGUACAUCGAUAAGCAAAGUAGAGAUCUACAACACAGAAAGAAGCAGAUGCAUUCUACUCUUGAAGCAAGAGGCAAACACGCAAACGUCUGUUUGUGAAUCAGAGUAAACCAGAACUCCUGUAUAGGAUGAAAUCAAGCUAAGUGUGAACAGCUUUACAAGUGAUCGUAUUGAAUUUUCUACUUUAAAUGUAAGUUUUUGAUGUCUCUGAUUUCCGAA